This is a messenger RNA of Lytechinus pictus (painted urchin), 2656 nucleotides long. RefSeq names its product NADPH oxidoreductase A-like. Gene Ontology annotation, molecular function: FMN binding; flavin adenine dinucleotide binding; oxidoreductase activity. NCBI's taxonomy places the organism in Eukaryota, Metazoa, Echinodermata, Echinoidea, Temnopleuroida, Toxopneustidae. Gene Ontology annotation, cellular component: cytosol. The record is from RefSeq and is a predicted model, not a curated record. The transcript is spliced from 13 exons. The coding region runs from base 77 to 2035 and encodes 652 amino acids.
AGUUAACUUUUCUCUUAACCCGGCCGUAUGGGCAAGUUCUUUGAAUCAAGCCUAGUUUGAUGAACAGCUGAUCCAUAUGCACCGUGUUGAAAUGUUCGUUGCUGUGAGUACCGGUAUUGCUGGUUUAUCCAUAAUAUUAUGGAUUUACAUAAGAAAUAUCUUGAAACCAAGCUCGAAAUACGGAUUGAACGCUAACAACUUCGACAAGUACAUCGACGACUUGAAAUUAAGUCAAGAAGAAGAUGACAUUCAUGAUUGUGACACCAACAAUGGAAGACAGCAUCCACACUGCGCUGCAGGAAAACAGAUUCUUGUUUUCUAUGGUACAGAAUAUGGUUUCAGUGAAGAAGUUGCUAAUAUUCUCUUUAAAAGGCUUAUAAAUAUUGCUGCAUCUGCUGAUGACGUUGGUCUCUGUCAACUGCAGCCUAGGCUUUUAAAUGCCAAAGAUUGGAAGCAUCUCAGGCUAGAAGAUGAACAACUCAUCUUGGUCAUCAUCUCAACCAGUGGAGAUGGUGUUCCUCCCAGUUCUACGAUGGAUUGGUACAAUUCCUUCAUGUCUACCAAGUUUGAUCUGACUCACCUCCAGUACUCUGUCUUAGCCCUUGGGGACACCAAUUACCCUCACUUCUGCAGAGCUGGACGAACAGUCUAUGAAAGGUUUUGUGAGCUAGGAGCCUGUCCUUUCAUUCCAAUAGCCAAUGUUGACAUGGAGGACUGGACUGUUAUUAAUGAUUGGAUGGACAAUAUUCAGGAUUACCUUCUUAACAAUAGCAUCAAUCUGGUUGUCAAAGAGGAUUAUUUGUCUCCCCUUCUUAUGGAUGAAGAUGGUUUUCAUCGCCUCAAACCAUUCAUGGCAACUCUUCUUAUUAAGAAGGCACUUACUUAUUGUGAUGCCACCUCAGACAAGGAAACAAUUCACUGUGAAUUUUCAAUAGAGGGCAGUGAACUGGUAUAUGAGGCUGGUGAUGCUGUGGGUAUCUAUCCUACCAAUAGGAUUGAAGACGUGCAAUGGGUUUUACGGGCCAGUGGGUUGAAUGGAGAAGAUACAUGUUCUGUUCCGUCAUCAGCUUAUCAACCUAAAGAGAGCAAUGUGACCUUAAGAGAGAGUCUACAAAAUUAUUAUGAUCUUAAAAAUAUUAGAGUGUCAUUGCUACAAUGUCUGCUAAGACAUGCUGAUGGUACUGUGAAGGAAAACUUGGAAAUCCUCAUGAAGAAUGGGACCUCAAGGUCAAACCAAGCCCUCUCAGGUUACAUGGAAGUAGCUGAGGUUGGUGAUGUUCUUGAAGAUUACCCUGUGAAGCUUUGUCAAGAAGAGCUCCUGGCAAAUCUAAGGCCCCUUCAGCCUCGCUAUUACUCUAUCUCAUCCUCCCCUAUCUUGGAUUCAAACAGGAUUUGUGUAACAGCAGCUAUCAUCCGCUACUCCAACAGAGGGCGUCCUAGAGUUGGCGUGGCAACAACCUUCCUCCAGGAUAGGCUUGACCUCCAUGACCUUUGUCCUGUCUUCAUCAGUCCAAGUCCAGACUUCCGAUUACCCAAAGAUAGGACAAAAGACAUUAUCAUGAUAGGACCAGGAACGGGUAUAGCUCCAUUCAGGGCGUUUAUUCAAGAGAGAGUUCAUUUAGGUGCAAGCGGAAUGAAUCUGCUUUAUUUUGGUUGCAGACACAAUGCUAAAGAUUUUCUCUACAAAAAGGAACUAGAGAAAAUGGUGGUUGAUGGUCACCUAAAACUUCGUACUGCUUUCUCCCGGGAUCAAGAGAAAAAGGUUUAUGUUCAGCAUCUCAUUCAACAAGAUACCCUGAUGAUUUGGAAUAUGAUACAGGGAGGAGCACAUAUGUACGUUUGUGGUGACGCCACGCAUAUGGCUUCGGAUGUUCAUGAGGCCUUGCUAACAAUCAUCAAGGACAAAGGAUCCAUGUCAGAAGAUGAUGCAUUAAAAUAUCUUAGAACCAUGGAAGAGAAUCAUAGACCACAUAAUUUGUACAGAGAUGUACUAUUUCCAUGUUUGGGGCCUGUAUGUCAACCCAAGAUCAUAUGAUCACUACACAAUUCAUUUCUGCACCAUUCAUACAGUAUUCUUGCUACGAUUGUACAAUGCUAAUCAUGAUAGACCAAAUGGACCUUAGUCUCAACGACCAAGUAAACUCAAGUAAGUGAGUGAGUGAGUGGGUGGGUGUGUGGGUGACUGAGUGGGUGAGUAAUGUCUGAGGUUUGAUUUUUUUAUGAAGAUUAAGAUUGACCCAGAUUAAAAAAAAAUCUGACUAGUUAAUAUCUGUAAAAACAUAGCACUCCCAUGUUCUUGUAUGUCAUGUGACCUAGGUAUUAACUGAUGUGUGACAUUGCCUUAAAAUCUAUUAACUAAUGUUAAUAACAUUAAGAUCAUCAAGAUGACAUUUCUUUAGUGUCAUCAAAAAAAAUUGUCAUUCCAUUGAUGUAUUCCUGAAUAUUUUCUACAGAUUUAUUUUUUGUUUUUAUUUGAAUGAGUCAUUCAUUUGUAUUUUAAUGGUUGUAUAGAUAUCUUUAGAAAUCAUGUAUUUAAUGUAUUUAAUUUUUUUAUUUUGUAAUGUAACCAUUUGUUUUACAAAUUCAUUUUUAAUGUGAAUAAUAAAAAUGUUGAACCUGUAUCUCCAAGAUAAAUGUAUUUCGAAAGUGACUCAUU